UAUGAACCAGUUUUUUCAUAUAUAUAACUGCAUUCAUCAUAUAUAGUUUGCAACCAUAUAUCAUAAAGAAAGAGCCAAACACAUGGCACCGAAUUACGCUAAGAGAGUUAAAGCUUCCAUUGUUGCUUUGCUUGCCUUUCUCACCUUGAUCCCAAAAUCAUGUUCUUAUUCAUGCUGCACUCCUCCAGAAACAUUUUCAGAUGAUGAUCUUCUUGAAUUUCCUCUUAAUUUAGAAUAUUUGGAAGCUGAAUUCUUUUUAUUUGGAUCAUUAGGUCAUGGAUUGGAUGUAGUUGCUCCAGAGUUAGCAGAGGGUGGCCCUCCUCCUAUUGGGGCCAAAAUGGCCAAACUGGGUAAAUUUAUUAAGGAUAUUAUCUUGCAAUUUGGUUUGCAAGAAGUUGGACAUUUGAGGGCUAUAAAGAGCACAGUGAAGGGGUUCCCUAGGCCUUGUAUGGAUCUAAGCAUAUCAUCAUUUGCCAAGGUGAUGGAUAGUGCCUUUGGAAAACCUCUACACCCACCUUUUGAUCCUUAUGCAAAUGAUGUCAACUUUCUGCUUGCAUCUUAUGUGAUUCCUUAUGUUGGUCUUACCGGCUAUGUUGGCGCCAAUCCAAACCUGCAAAAUGCUACUUCGAGGAAGCUAGUUGCAGGCCUUCUAGGAGUGGAAUCAGGCCAAGAUGCAGUUAUACGAUCAUUGUUAUAUGAACGUCGUGCAUGGAAGGUGUAUCCUUAUGGAAUAACUGUGGCAGAGUUCACUAAUCGCAUCUCAGCGCUUAGGAAUGAAUUAGGAAAUGAGGGUGUGAAAGAUGAACCCGUCUCAGGAAAUAUCCUUGCUGGUGAUAAAAAUUCACUAUCAUAUUCAAGAACUCCAAAUGAAAUAUUGAGAAUUGUAUAUGGAAGUGGUGAUGAACAUGUCCCAGGUGGCUUCUACCCUAAAGGAGGAGAUGGUGUUAUAGCAAAAUCUUACUUAGUACUUAAUUAGAGUUAUUGAGGGUUAAUGUACUUAAUUAAAAGAGGAGCUAUUGCCUCUACAAUGUAGACAAAGAUUCUGGAGAGGAAAUAUAUAUAAUAAGCACUCUAUAUAUAUGGUUCAAUUAGUAUUUUUUGGAAAAAAUUUAAAGGUUACUGCAACUUAGGCCUGUGGAUACGAUAUGAAUGGACUUAAAUCUCCUGUAUUCACACAAUCAAUGAAUUACUUUGAAUAAUUGGAUCAA
Messenger RNA from Medicago truncatula (barrel medic), 1208 nucleotides. RefSeq names its product desiccation-related protein PCC13-62. NCBI's taxonomy places the organism in Eukaryota, Viridiplantae, Streptophyta, Magnoliopsida, Fabales, Fabaceae. The transcript has 3 exons. Bases 83 to 976 code for a protein of 297 amino acids. The record is from RefSeq and is a predicted model, not a curated record.